AUGACCGCUGAAAACCUGACGCAUUCCAUUGUUGGCCUAGGGAACCCGCUCCUUGACAUCGUAGUCGAUGUGACGCCUGAAUUUUUGACGAAAUAUGGUCUUAAGCUAGACAAUGCUAUCCUAGCGGAUGAGAGCCACGUGCCCAUGUUUGAAGAGCUCCAGACGCACAAACCAGUAUAUAUAGCUGGUGGUGCUACACAGAAUAGCAUCCGCGUGGCACAGUGGAUGCUCAAUAAGCACAAUACAAAGGCCACGUCUUUUUUUGGUAGCGUAGGCAAAGACACACACGGAGUUAAGCUUCAAGAAUGUGCUGAGGCGGACGGUGUCAAUGUAUCAUACCUCAAGCACGAUGAUAUUAAGACGGGUACGUGUGCCGUAUGCGUCGUUGACUCGGAGCGUUCGCUUGUGGCUGAUCUAUCGGCUGCCAAUCAUUUUCAUCACGACCACUUGGCCAAGCCGGAAAGCCAGGUUAUCAUUUCCAAGGGCGAAUUUUUCUAUUCGGCUGGCUUUCACCUAACGGUCUCACCUACAGCCGUCAUGACACUUGCUGAACAUGCUAAGACGAACAACAAGGUUUUUCUUAUUAAUCUCUCGGCCCCUUUCAUCGUCGAGUUUUUUAAUGAUUCUUUGAUGGCAGUUAUUCGCUUUGCUGAUUUUAUCUUUGGCAACGAGAGCGAGGCCAAGAUGCUUGGCAAAGUAAAAGGCUGGGGUGAGGACGUUCAGGAGAUUGCUCUCAAGACUGCGCAGCUCGAAAAGGCCAGUGGCUCACGCUGCCGCACGGUCGUUUUCACCCAGGGUGCCGAUCCUACGGUUGUCGUCCACCAGGGCAAGGUGCACACUUUUGACGUGCCUAAGAUGCCUGCCUCGUCCAUCAUUGACACAAACGGUGCCGGUGACGCUUUCGUCGGAGGAUUUAUCUCCCGUUUGGUUUUAGGCCUGCCUCUCGUGCAGUGCGUGAAGGCCGGACACUGGGCUGCUCAAGUCGUAUUGACCCGCUCAGGCUGCACGUUUCCCCAGGACUGUGGCUAUCAGGAGUAA
Messenger RNA from Peronospora belbahrii, 1038 nucleotides. The record is from the annotation of a GenBank genome assembly. Lineage: Eukaryota; Oomycota; Peronosporomycetes; Peronosporales; Peronosporaceae.